Messenger RNA from Perognathus longimembris pacificus (Pacific pocket mouse), 454 nucleotides. It is a transcript of the gene Cytl1, whose product is annotated as cytokine like 1. Lineage: Eukaryota; Metazoa; Chordata; Mammalia; Rodentia; Heteromyidae. The record is from RefSeq and is a predicted model, not a curated record. The transcript has 4 exons. Gene Ontology annotation, biological process: positive regulation of transcription by RNA polymerase II. Bases 1 to 408 code for a protein of 135 amino acids.
AUGGCUUCCUGGACCCCGUGUCUGCUCCUCCUGCUGCUGGCCGGUCCCCCCGCGGCCCAGGCCGCACCGCCGACCUGCUACUCCCGGGUGCUGACCCUAAGCCGGGAGAUCACCAGGGACUUCCAGAGCCUGCAGGCUGCAGAAGGCACGGAGCCGUGUGUGAGGUCCCUGCCCGGCCUGUACCUGGACAUCCACAACCACUGCGUGCUGGCCAAGCUGCGGGACUUUGCGGCCUCGCCCCAGUGCUGGCAAAUGGCCCCGGCGGCCGCCCUGAAGGACAAGGCGCGCAAGCUGUACACCAUCAUGAACUCCUUCUGCCGCAGGGAUUUGGUCUUCCUCUCCGAUGACUGCCAGGCCUUGGAAUACCCGACCCCGGUGACCACGGCGCCCCCCGAUGGCCAGAGCUGAACACGCAGCCCGCCCAGAGAAGCACCCACCAGGAGGGAGGCCGGGG